Messenger RNA from Elephantulus edwardii (Cape elephant shrew), 630 nucleotides. It is a transcript of the gene CFAP418, whose product is annotated as chromosome unknown open reading frame, human C8orf37. The coding region runs from base 1 to 630 and encodes 209 amino acids. Gene Ontology annotation, cellular component: cytosol. The record is from RefSeq and is a predicted model, not a curated record. Lineage: Eukaryota; Metazoa; Chordata; Mammalia; Macroscelidea; Macroscelididae. The transcript is spliced from 6 exons.
AUGGAGAAGGAUCUGGAUGAUCUGUUGGAUGAGGUCGAGACCAAGUUUUGCAGACCCGAACCACUAAGACUGGGCCUGGGCCCGCCGCCUAAAGUCUGCGGCGGCGGCAACCAGAGCAGCAACCGGAACGGAACCGAGGCGAAAAAGACUCUCAGAGUGUCAAACACAUUUGAAGGAACAAAUGAUCUUGACAGCCUUAUUGAUGAAAUAUUUGAAGAGUCUAACUUUGACAUGAAACCCAUGAAAUCUAAAUUGGAAUCUUCAGGUAACACAUCUGUCAGAGUUUCUAUUCAAGGCCUUAGUAAGAGUUGCAGUCCGGUGUACCUCGGCGGAAGUACUGUUCCAUGUGGUGUCGGAACAAAUACCUCACAAAGAGCUUGUGACCAUCUGCGCUGCAUCGCCUGUGAUUUCUCAGUAGUGAGCUAUGAUGACUGUAUGUGGGACAAGUCAUGCGAUUAUUUGUUUUUCAGGAACAACAUGCCAGAAUUCCACAAAUUAAAAUCUAAGUUGGUAAAGAAGAAAGGAGCACGGGCAUAUGCUUGCCAGUGUAGCUGGAGAACAGUGGAAGAACUGACUGACCUUCAGACCGAUCAUCAGCUCCGUUGGGUUUGUGGAAAACACAAAGGAUGA